Messenger RNA from Anopheles nili, 1773 nucleotides. It is a transcript of the gene Muc91C, whose product is annotated as pro-resilin. The coding region runs from base 1 to 1773 and encodes 590 amino acids. Gene Ontology annotation, cellular component: RNA polymerase II transcription regulator complex. Gene Ontology annotation, biological process: positive regulation of transcription by RNA polymerase II. NCBI's taxonomy places the organism in Eukaryota, Metazoa, Arthropoda, Insecta, Diptera, Culicidae. The transcript is spliced from 3 exons. Gene Ontology annotation, molecular function: transcription coactivator activity. The record is from RefSeq and is a predicted model, not a curated record.
AUGGCACACUUCGGCAGUGCCGCCAUCAUCAUCAUCGCCAUCACCUCGAAGCAAUCGGCAGUGCGCGCCAACGUCGACCGGAUACGCCGCGCUAGAAUGAUGGGACAUCAUUGCAAGCUGGCCGCAGUCGUGGUGCUGUGUUGCGCCGUGCUCGUUCCGGCUCGGGCUUCGACGAGCUUGGCCAAACGUGAAGCACCAUUGCCACCGGGUGGUAGCUAUCUGCCACCUUCAGGUGGUGCUGGUGGAGGUUAUCCAGCGGCGCAGACACCUUCUUCCAGCUACGGUGCUCCGGGUGGUGGUGCUGGAGGAUGGAGUGGUAACGGUAAUGGCCGAGGACCUUCGUCGGGUGGUCCUUCGCAGUCGUACGGAGCUCCUUCGGCUCCAUCGCAGUCCUAUGGAGCUCCUUCAGCUCCGUCCCAGUCAUAUGGAGCUCCUUCGGCGCCAUCUCAGUCGUACGGUGCACCAAGCUUCGGUGGCCAGAGUUCGGGAGGAUUUGGUGGACACAGCUCGGGUGGACACUCGGGUGGAAAUGGCGGCAAUGGCUACUCAAGCGGACGUCCUUCGAGCCAGUAUGGUCCUCCGCAACAGCAGCAACAGCAAUCUUUCCGUCCACCAUCGACGAGCUACGGUGUUCCGGCAGCGCCAUCCCAAUCGUAUGGUACGCCAUCUCAGCAGUCUGGUAAUGGCUAUUCCAGUGGUCGUCCUUCAUCUCAGUACGGUGCGCCAUCGCAAUCGAACGGAAACGGAUUCGGUAGCCGCCCUUCGACCAGCUACGGUGCCCCAAGCCGUCCGUCGACCCAAUAUGGUGCUCCUUCCAACGGAAACGGUAACGGAUAUGCUGGAAACGGAAACGGACAUAGCUUCGGCAACGGAAAUGGACAUGGAAAUGGUCACAGCAACGGCAACGGCAACAAUGGCUACUCUCGUGGACCAGCUCGUCAACCGUCGCAGCAGUACGGAGCUCCGCAGGCUCCUUCUCAGCAGUACGGAGCUCCUUCUCAGCAGGCUCCUUCUCAGCAGUAUGGAGCCCCAGCUCAGGCACCUUCUCAGCAGUAUGGAGCUCCGGCUCAGGCACCUUCCCAACAAUAUGGAGCUCCAGCUCAGGCACCUUCCCAACAAUAUGGAGCUCCAGCUCAGGCACCUUCCCAGCAAUAUGGAGCUCCAGCUCAGGCUCCGUCGCAGCAGUAUGGAGCCCCAGCACAGGCUCCAUCUCGGCAGUAUGGUCCUCCAGCUCAGGCUCCAUCCAGCCAGUAUGGCGCUCCUGCUCCGUCUCGUCCCUCGUCGCAAUACGGACCUCCGGCCCAAGCUCCAUCUUCGCAGUACGGACCACCAGCUCAGGCUCCUCGUCAGCCAUCUCAACAGUACGGAGCUCCAGCCCAAACCCCAUCCAGCCAGUAUGGAGCCCCAGCCCAAGCUCCUUCGAGCCAGUAUGGAGCACCUGCUCAGACUCCUUCCAGCCAGUAUGGAGCACCUGCUCAGACUCCCUCUAGCCAGUACGGAGCACCGAGCUUCGGUUCGACCGGUGGUUCUUCGUUCGGCGGACCAGGUUCCGUCGGAGGAAGCUACCAGGUAAGCUCGAGCGGUAACGGAUUCUCGCAGGCAUCCUUCUCGGCCAGCAGCUUCUCUUCGAACGGUCGUACGUCACAGUCGGCUGGAGGCUUCAGCUCCGGUGGUCCGUCUCAUUCCGCCGGUGGCUUCAGCUCUGGUGGUCCGUCGCAGGUUCCAGCAACCAUCCCGCAAGGAUACUCGUCCAACGGAGGCUACAACUACUAA